This is a messenger RNA of Cicer arietinum (chickpea), 547 nucleotides long. Its product is annotated as protein FATTY ACID EXPORT 5. Gene Ontology annotation, biological process: fatty acid transport. Gene Ontology annotation, cellular component: chloroplast inner membrane. Lineage: Eukaryota; Viridiplantae; Streptophyta; Magnoliopsida; Fabales; Fabaceae. Gene Ontology annotation, molecular function: fatty acid transmembrane transporter activity. The record is from RefSeq and is a predicted model, not a curated record.
GCGCCUUUGAAUUUAAGAUUUUCUUCUCCGUGGAUUAACUUCACAGAAAAUCAUAGUUCAUAAGACGUAGAAAGAAGAAGAGAAAAAAAUAGCGAAAGAAAAAUGCACGAUUUCUGUUUAACAAUUCCGUACGGAUUGGUGUUGAUCGGUGGAGGACUGUUCGGUUUCAUUCAAAAAGGAAGCACCGCUUCUCUUGCCGGAGGCGUCGGCUCCGGUUUGUUUCUCAUCAUCGCCGGUUAUCUCAGUCUCACUGCCUUCGGAAAGCGAAAGAAUUCUUACCUUGCACUCGCUAUCGAGAUCCUUAGUGCAGCUGUACUAACUUGGAUCAUGGGACAGCGUUACAUUCAAACAUCCAAGAUUAUGCCUGCUGGUGUUAUAGCAGGACUCAGUGGUCUCAUGACUCUGUUUUAUCUCUACAAACUAGCAACUGGUGGCAAUCAUAUACCUGCUAAGGCUGACUGAUGAUAAUACAUAUAUGUUGGGUGACCUGCAUGACUUAGAUGAUUGGGAUAUAUAUCAUUGUACUUAGUGAUUUCAGAGUAUGUAA